AUGAUUUGUUUAAGAAAGCAUAUAUUGAAAAGCAAAGCAUAUUAUUUAGAAGUGCAUGAUGAUUAAAUGAUAUUGAGUGAAGUAAUGAAAUAUAAAUAACUAUCAAGCAUAAAAACAUGUCAAAUGCUAAGUAUGUAAUAAAAUAUACAUGGGAAACAAGGAUCAUGUGGAAGGCAUCUGAUAGUUAAGAAUUGUGUUCAUUUGGAAUAUAUUAUAAUAAUCGAAUUAAAUGGUUUGAUUCUGAUCACAAUUCAUUAAAUUUACUUAAAAUACACUUAUCAGGAAAAGUAUUUUUUGGGAACAUUUCAAUAUUUUAUGAUUCGAAUUAACUUUUAGGUUAAGGAGCAUCAUCUAAAGUAUGUCUAGUUAAAUGCAAAAAGAGCAUAUCACAAUAUGCAGCAAAAUGUAUUUCUAAGAAAUAUUUGUUAUAAAAAAAAUCAAACGAUAGAAUUGUAUAAAAUCAUAUUUAAUUUUAAGAAUAGACUAUAAUAGGAGAUAUAAAUCCUUUAGAAAAUAGAUCAUUCAAAUUUUGUGAAGCUACACGAGAUUUAUUAAGGAGAGAACUCAUAUUACAUAGUGACAGAUUAUCUGGAAGGAAACACUCUCUAUAAUUAUAUCAAGACAUAUCCGGAUGAUCAAUUAUCUUCCUAUCAAGUAAGAGAAGCCAUCAAAGUUAUAAUUUAUUUAUAAUACUAUCUAGAUAAUCUUAACAGCUUUGAAUUAUUUGGCCUCAAUGAACAUUAUACACAGAGACAUCAAACUAGAAAAUAUAUUGUUACAAAAGCAGAAUGAUAUUACAUCAUUGAAAGUUAUUGAUUUUGGAUUAGCUCUAUAUAAAUACCCUCCCUAAAAAUUGAGUGUUUGUGGAACACCUGGUUAUAUAGCACCAGAAAUCCUAAAACCUACUGAUAAAGAAGAGUAUUUCACUGAAAAAUGUGAUAUCUUCAGUGCAGGUGUUAUCUUCUUCAAAUUGUAAUCAAUUUCAUAUAAUGUAUAGAUUAACAAAGAAAACCUUAUUCAGAGCAGAAAAUACAUUAGAAAUUAUGGAAAAAAAUAAGUUAUGUUAGAUUAAUUUUCAAGAAUUUGAAUUCAAAUUAUAGAAGGAAGCAUUGAACUUAUUGAAAGGCAUGUUAGAUCCAAAUCCAAAUACUAGAUAUUCUGCUUAAUAAUGUUUAGAUCAUCCUUAUUUCAGUUGCAAAUUAGAAAAUAUCAGCAUUUUGUAAGAAAUCUUAGAUAAGGCCACAGGAUUCUCAGGAAUUACACAAAUCAGUAUAACGUGCUUAUUAAUUAUUAGUUGAUUACAAAAAUACAAAUUCUAUUGGAUAAGAAUGUCAAGCAGCUUAAGUUAAAAAAUGCAAUCCAACUUCAUAUAGGAUUAGGAUGGAAUUACGUAAGAGAACUAAAAGUCCUAGAAAGUAUGCUGAUUUCUAAUUCUACUAUCCUUCUUUUUGUUAAAUGAAUUCAUGUGAAAGUCUUAGUAGUAAGGGAUCAUCUCAUAAUGUGUCCCAAUUCGAAAAUUUUAUAAAUGAUAAACUUGAUUCUGUCAUUGAGGAAGAUGAGAAACAAUAAAUACAUAAAUAAUGA
Paramecium octaurelia is the source of this 1584-nucleotide messenger RNA. NCBI's taxonomy places the organism in Eukaryota, Ciliophora, Oligohymenophorea, Peniculida, Parameciidae. The record is from the annotation of a GenBank genome assembly.